Alligator sinensis (Chinese alligator) is the source of this 2338-nucleotide messenger RNA. It is a transcript of the gene ZNF280D, whose product is annotated as zinc finger protein 280D. The coding region runs from base 115 to 1005 and encodes 296 amino acids. The transcript is spliced from 7 exons. The record is from RefSeq and is a predicted model, not a curated record. Lineage: Eukaryota; Metazoa; Chordata; Crocodylia; Alligatoridae.
CCUGUCAAGGGGUGGGGCUACCCAUGCAGCCCUCAACAGCUUGCCAAAACUCGGGGUGUGACUGUAGUAUGUCUUAAUUGUGAUUUCCUAACUGAUGUUUCUGGCUUAGAUAACAUGGCCACGCAUUUGAGUGAAAGCCAUACUCACACUUGCCAAGUUAUUAUAGAGAAUGUUUCCCUAGGUUGCCCAACUGCUGAGCAUGUAUCUGAGUUAAAGACUGAAAUCUCCAUUAGAGAGAGAGAAGCUAAAUCUGAGAAAAAAUCAAGAUCUAGUUUAUCUGAAGGAAAAACAGAAACAUCAACUUUUGAAAGCCAUGGCAUUCUGAGUGGAAGAUCCUGGACUGGAACUUCUCAUCCUCUAACUUCUACAAGCCAAGCAAAUGACACUUCAAAGGAAGCAAAAGAAUGCAAUGGAAAUCAAAGUAAAAGAGGCUCAUCAGUGGAAAAGAUUGAAGAAAAUACAUCAGUGUCAAAUACGGAAGAUGCCUCCAAUGUAGUGCUCCAGGACACUUGUUUAAAGAACUCAGCAUGUGAGGGAAGACCGUGUUGUGAUUCAGAAAACAGUGAUCAAGUAAUAGGAGAAAAACAAAAGCAUACUUGUGAUACAACUGAACUUAAAACUUCUCCAAGUUCAGAAAAUGCCAUCGUGAAUGAACAGAAUAAAGAGGAUAGCUUGGGUGAAACUACAAUUUCAACAGUGAACACCAAGGACUUAAAACUGACAUUGGGUGAAGAUGUUAGUUUUGAGCAGUUUUUAAGAAAAAGAGAUGAACCUGAAUCUAUUAGUUCUGACAUUAGCGAACAAGGCAGUAUUCAUUUGGAGCCUUUGACUCCCUCAGAGGUACUAGAGCAUGAAGCUACAGAAAUACUUCAGAAAGGUAAUGUUACAUCUUCAUCAAAGAAAACUGGACUGGUUUCUGAACAAACGGAUGACUUUUCUAAAGGAAGCAGUCCCAGCAGUGUAGAGACAACUGUAAACCAGACGGAUGAGAAUGAAGAAAGCUGAAAAUAUAGAUUAACCUUUAUUCAGCUUUAAUAUAAAUAAUGGUAACAAUGCCUUGGGCCAUUCUUGAUGGGUAUGCUCAUUGAUGACGAUCAGAGUAUUGAGAUAGAAAAAGAAGAGAUCAAUUUUUGGGUUUUUUUUUUUAUGAAGAAGGCAGUUUAUACAAAUAUACAACCUAGAUUACUGAAUUUCUAAAUGUAUAAAGUAUAGCAUGUAUUCACAUGUAUCCGAAAGAUUGGAAGAGACACUCAAAAAUGGAAACAACACGUUUUUUCCGGUGAUAUUUCCUAGGGUAAGGUGAAGGUGAUCUGCUGUUAGCCAAGAAGAAAAGAUGAGAUAGUCCCCAUGCAGGAAUCCUUUUAACAGCAAGGUUUUAAAUAAAUGAGAUUGUAGUGCUGAAAUAGAGCAUGCUCACACAAUGGUGCAUUGGUCUACUGAGAGUUUGGAUAAACAUAAACCCACUUUGGAUUUGACGUCACAUUCCUGUCUGUCAAAGCAUGUAGCCAGAACUGUAUGAAUCUAUGCACCUCUGUACAGGUGUAAUUCUGCCAGGCUGUAAGCUUAUCUUAAUUAAACUUUCAGUGAAAGUGGAAUUAUUACAAUAUAAAUAUAUAUUUGUGGAUUUUUCAGUGUGCAAGCUGUGCAGAAAUACCUGACGUACUCAUUGUAUAAAGUAGGACAUACUGCUCAAAGUACUGUAGCUGUUAGGCCAUUACUGUUGUUUUAAUGAUUUUAAUUAGUGGUAGACCCAUAAGAGUGGCCUGUAAGUCAAACCAAAGUAUGGUUUAAUGUAGAAAUUUAAAUGAAAUGAACUGGAAACAGACUGGCAUGUAUUCUGCCAUUUUUGCAGCUGCUACUUGCUAACUGUUACAAAAAUCAAGGGCAUAUAAAGCGGAGAUGUACAAUUUGAUUUCAGGACAUUUUGUAGUCUAACUUAUGUACAAGAAUAUGGCUGGUGAAAAACAUUUUUGGGGUUUUUUUUGCUAUGUAGCUAGCAGCAAGGUAUUGGAAUGCAUAAUAUGAUUAACAGUAGCUUGCUCUGAAAUAUUAACAAACUUAAUUAAAAUGCUCCUUUUGAAUCCUUUAGAAUGCUUUGACUUUCAGUUUUGUUUUUAAUGAAUGUUAAAUGUUUUGAACAGCUAUUAAACACUGCUGUAAAUAUUACUUUUUGAGUAAAUAUUUGCAACAAAAUACUGUCUUCGUGAAUAAUUUUAAUUUUCAGAUUACUUUGUGCGGUCUUACAAUUUCUUUAAAUAUUUUGGUUUCUGUCUGCAGAGCUAUCAUUUAUCUUAAAUUUAGUGAGUGAUGUAUAUAAUGAGUCUGAAAUUAAAUGUGC